Cloeon dipterum is the source of this 2849-nucleotide messenger RNA. Its product is annotated as cholecystokinin receptor type A-like. NCBI's taxonomy places the organism in Eukaryota, Metazoa, Arthropoda, Insecta, Ephemeroptera, Baetidae. Gene Ontology annotation, biological process: neuropeptide signaling pathway. The coding region runs from base 2 to 1492 and encodes 496 amino acids. Gene Ontology annotation, cellular component: plasma membrane. The transcript has 7 exons. The record is from RefSeq and is a predicted model, not a curated record. Gene Ontology annotation, molecular function: neuropeptide receptor activity; gastrin receptor activity.
AAUGCGUAAAAGAGACAGAAAAGAGAGGCCUCCCCAGAGGCAUGGAAUGGCUAAAAAGCGUGGUUGGUGCUUUUACACAGACAGAGAAGCAACACACGCAGCGCGAGAGUGGUGGCAUUACAGCAAGCAGGCGCAACACCAGCAUCCCACGGCGCCGCGCUGGACCACUCCGUCAGUGGCUGCUGUGUCCGCGUCGACGCCAGACGUUCAUCCCGCAUUUAUAGCAAUGUCAACAAAUUCGACAAACUCGACCGUGAACCUCGGCGCCGACUUCGAGACGGAUCUCAUCGUGCCGCUGUACGCCAUCAUCUUCAUCCUCUCCAUCCUCGGAAACUCGCUUGUCGUCAUCACUCUGAUGCAGAACCGCCGCAUGAGGACAGUCACGAACGUGUUCCUGCUCAAUUUGGCGAUUGCUGAUCUGCUGCUCGGGGUGUUCUGCAUGCCGUUUACCUUGGUCGGACAGUUGCUGAGCAACUUCAUUUUUGGAUACGCAAUGUGUAAGGUCAUCCCCUACUUCCAAGCCGUGUCGGUUUUUGUGACAGUUUGGACACUCGUGGCGAUAUCUAUGGAGCGCUACUUCGCCAUUUGUCGACCACUUCAAUCACGUCAGUGGCAAACGAGAUUUCAUGCAUACAAAGUUAUCGGCUACGUGUGGUUGGCUGCUUUCGUACUGAACCUGCCCAUUCUCGUCAUGUCGCAGCUGAAACCCACCAAGGACAAAGGGCAUCAAAAGUGUCGCGAGGAAUGGCCGAGCAAGUUGUCCGAGCAAAUCUUCAACCUGUCGUUGGAAAUGCUGCUGCUGCUGGUGCCGCUGACCGUGAUGGGCGUCGCCUACGCGCUGAUCGUCACCAAGCUGUGGAAGGGCCUGCGCCGCGAGAUCAAGCACAGCAACAAUCGCAACAAUCCCGCAGGCAAGUGCCUAAAUGUGAUGUGGCCGCAAAGCAGCUUAAAAAGUGAGCUAGACGUGCUCAAAUUUAUCGACGCACUUUUGUUUCCCUGCGUGAGACAGGGCGAUGAGAGCGUGGCGCUGCGGCCGCUGGAGGCGUCGAACAAGCCGAGCCAGGUUCAGGUGCGGCAGCAUGCGACCAUCUGUUCUGCUUACGCGGAACGCAGCAUGGACGCCAAGCGCAAGGUGAUCCGCAUGCUGUUCGUGCUGGUGGUCGAGUUUUUCGUGUGCUGGACGCCACUGCACGUGCUCAACACGUGGUACCUGCUAUGCCCUAAACACUUGUACAGGGCGAUCGGCAAAAAGGAGGUGUUACUGGUGCAGCUGCUCGCCUACACCAGCUCGUGCUGCAACCCCAUCACCUACUGCUUCAUGAACAAGAAGUUCCGGCAGGCGUUCGUCGACGUCUUCGACUGUUGCAAGGGCGCCGCUGUCACCCUCGCGGCCACCAGGGGCACCUCGGCCAACGACAGCGUCAUCUUCGAGGUGCGACCCACCACCACUGCCAAGUCGCUGGCGGCGCUGGAGAUGGAGGAUUGUGUUUAGCAGCGGCUUCACCAGCCUCAACAGCUACGACGAGCGUCCUCCUGGGCAGCCGCUGGUGAUCGAGGGAGAGGCGAACGCCUCUUUCCGCGUCAGGGUUUUGUGGCAAAACAAAAGCAGAGACUGCGAAGUAACCGACAGACGCAAGAGGAUUUGUGAUUUGUACUCAUGACUUUUGUCUCCGAAUCGAUUAUCACCUUCACAGCGUUGAUUGUGCCACCCAACUAGACGAGCUGUCGCUCUCACGAAUGAAAAGAAUGGCAAGACAAAUGUCACCGCCAGCACUAGUGUUUGAAGAGAAGGAAAUUAUUCAUGGAUAAAAGUCAGCCCUACUUGCCAAACUUUCACAAAUCUUUAAAGUGCCUUUAAAAAAAUAGUUAUUUGAUAAUUGUGAGCGAACAGUCUGAAAUUGAAGGUUAAAGGGUUUUUUAAUCGGAGCAGGUGUUCCCCGAGCAAAAUGUGAAAAAGCGGAAACGCAUUUUCAUUAAAUAUUCGGCACCAUUUGCAUAUCAAAUGUUGUGAAUCAGCGUUUUAAGGCUGCGCAGUCGUUAAACAUGCGUAAAUGGAUGCCAUAAAGUGUGCCCACGCAUAUAUGCAUGCAACGUUUUAUAAAAAUACACCUUCAAUUUGCGUUCAGAAAUUAUUAGUUUAGAUGCUGUGCGCAGUAUACGGAAUAAAUUUGUUGGAUUUCUCCAUGUUUUUUCAAUUAUUUUUUCCCAGCCAGAAGAGGAAAGUCUCAUACUAUGAUAUUGUUAAUUAUUAUGCAAGUUCUAUAUUACCUCGAGUUUUCCUCUUUGAGUUGUCCUCGUUUUCCUUAUUUAACAAAAACAAAACUACAUGUUAUCAUUUACUUAUGAGAGGAAAUUAAUGUUUUUUUGCCUAUAAAGGAAAACAUUUUGCCUUUGAUCCUCAAAGGCAUUAAAUAAAUUAAACUUCCUCUUUUAUCAAGUUGGCCACGACCAUUGUUCCUUUCACAUGUUCAGUUAAUUAAUAAAAGUGUUGAAAAUAUCUAAACGAUCUUGACGUCCAAUGAAAUAAACAAACACUCUGCAUGGAAUCAACGUUUGAACGGAAGUGUUAAAUGUAAAAUGUUGAUGUGAAAUUCAAAAUCAAAUAAUAUCCUUUACAAUGAAAAAAAAACAUCAAACAUCACACGUUGGGAGCACAGAAUUAUCGCGCAAGCAUUUAAUUUAUCGGACAGGUAUAGCUAGAGGAAAACUCUGAUAGCAAAAUGUUUGUACUCAACUUCUUUUAUGUAUGAAUAUAUUUCAGUGUUUAAAAAAUGUUGCUCACUCUCUAAAUGUAUUCGAGCCAAGUUGUGUUCGUGAAAGCACAAAAUAAAUUUCUGUCUUGUUUCCUA